Molecule: messenger RNA, 2044 nt
Organism: Drosophila busckii
Lineage: Eukaryota; Metazoa; Arthropoda; Insecta; Diptera; Drosophilidae
Gene: Teh2
Product: protein tipE
Exons: 5
Coding region: 308-1216 (302 amino acids)
Biological process (GO): regulation of sodium ion transport
Molecular function (GO): sodium channel regulator activity
Source: RefSeq, a predicted model, not a curated record
ACUUAGACUAAAGACAAAACAUUUCGGCUAAAAAAUUAAAUGAGCUAAGCAACAAAAAUUUGAAAAGAAUAUUUAAAAUUAGGCAUUUUUGUGUAAGAGUAAGAGAACGAGAGAGAGACAGCGAGAGAAAAGUUAGCGAGUGCACUCGCUUUAAAGUUGUUUAUUGUUGUAGGCUUAGAAAGCAGCAAAAGUUAGCAGUGUUCAUUUAUAAAGCUUUUAGUGAUACUAAAAAAGAAAUUAAAUACAAAACACACACGCACACACACAUACACACAAACAUACAAAAAACCGCAGCUAAGAACUGACAAUGAAGAAAAGCUCCACGCUAACAACUACCACAUCGAUGCCGACGAGUCCAACGCUGUCGGCGGAGACGCUCUCGGCCAGCAAGAUGAGCCUGAGCAGCAGCCGCUCGGGACGUUCCUCGUGCCAAUCACAUGGACCAGUGCGGCCCGGCAGCGGCUGCGUGGAUGCGAUUAAGGCUAAGCGCGAGGAGAUCGAAAUCGAUACCAUACUUGAGAAGGCAAAAUUCUACACCUCCGUGUGCCUUGGUACGACUGCCAUACUGUCGGUGUUCACAUUUCUAUUCCUGAUACCCUUCGUUGUGGAUCCUGCCAUUUCAACAAUCAUAGCCGACUAUGAUCCAGUGCCGGUCACCUGCGUUGUUAUAGAUCACAUCUAUGCGGAGGGCAUCAAGAACUGCAGCUGGAGCAGCUGUCGCGAAGGCUGCACCUCAUCACUCACAAAGUGCCAUCAGUUGUAUGUCAACUAUACGCGCAUACCCUACAGCGAAUGGGAGCGCAAUCCUCGAGACUUGGAGCGUGUCAACUGGGAUGUUAGCUAUACAAAGUUUCUGAUUAACUCAGAAGGCUGUGGCUAUCCGCCCACGACAAAUUGCAGCAUCUUUGCCAGACAAUAUGGCUUCUCGCACAUUGGUGAGCCUUUUCCCUGCUUCUAUAGUCGCGCCUAUCCAGAGGUAGUCAUUGGGCGCUACUCCUGGGAAAACAAUCUGUACCAUUUGGUGCUCUCGCUCAUCAUACCAAAUGUGCUCUUCGCCAUCUCUAUUGGCGUCCUGAGCUACUGGUACUGCCCAUGCUGUGAGAAGGCGUGCAACAAAUCCUCGCGCGUCUAUGCUGAAAAGUUCCCAACCAAGGAAGAGAUCGUUAACUGCAUGAAAUGUAAUACGGAAAAAUCCAUAUCUUUGAAUGUAUUUUGAAAUCAAAUCAAAUGCGACAGUGCCUGAAUUUUGAUUACCCCCUUAUAAAAACAUAACAAAUCCCCAGAGCUAGUUUCAAGUGCAAGUGAUGGAUAACCAAACAUUGUUGUUAGCUAUAAUGAAUAUUUAUAACUUUAAACUUGAGCACGCUCACCUCACACCAAAAUCUAAAACUCUAAAGUGUCCUUAUCAAAUUGUUUUUGUAAGCGCAGUCACGCCUAAGCCGGUCUCAGUUUUAAGCUGCCAUUUAAUAUAUAAAUAUAUCUACUAUAUAGUACUCUAGUAUUUAGCACCUCGUGGGCUAAACAGGGAACCAUUUGAAAUGUCAGAAAAGACUAUUUAUGAAUUAAAGUUAGCACAAAUAAAAUCUCAAUAUUUCUCACUUAAACAAAAUAUACAAUAUAUAUACAUUUUUGUACUGUCAAGUACCGUUAUUUAAAAUACUGCACUUGUAACUCGCACUAGUUAGUCAUACCCUCAUCUAACUAACCUUAAAGGUUUUCUUUUUCAAAAUAUACUUAUUACAAUUUUUACUUAGCAUGACUUUAGCAACGUUUUUCUAGUUUUAUUUUAGCAUGUCCUUUAGAUAUGUUUACAACUAAUGAUUGCUUUUUGCCAUGUUUAGAGCCUGGAAUUAACUCAAGUAUUUAUUUAUGUAUAACUAAUUGUUAUUGCUUUUACUUAAGUAUACGCCUAGAGACGAUUAUGAACUUUGUUCCCAAUCAAUUCUUUUAGCAAACUUCUGUGUCACAGUGACGAAGAUGAUGAAAUGGAAUACUAGCAAACAAAUUAGUUAAACCAACUUCUUAAGCAAAUAGCAAAUUUAAA